Columba livia (rock pigeon) is the source of this 1048-nucleotide messenger RNA. RefSeq names its product testis expressed 36 (gene TEX36). The coding region runs from base 10 to 681 and encodes 223 amino acids. The transcript has 4 exons. The record is from RefSeq and is a predicted model, not a curated record. NCBI's taxonomy places the organism in Eukaryota, Metazoa, Chordata, Aves, Columbiformes, Columbidae.
GUGUCUGUGAUGCGAAUGAACAGACUUGAGACUUUUCUGGCCAGCAAGGCAAGUGACACGGUGACAGUGACGUCCCUGCUCCAGCUGUCCCCAAAGUUCCCAAUGGUCACAAUCACCAUCUGCUGCCCUGACCCCCAGCCCAGGCAGGGCUGCCAGUUAAAUAGCGUGGAUGCUGACAAAUCAGUGCGCAAGGGCAAAAUAUCCUUAAGAUGCCGUCAGUUUGCUCAUGUUGAAGUAUGCCAGAGUCAACCUGAGUCAAUUACAAGCUCUGCACAAAAACAGGUCCAGGACUUGGGAGAAGCUCAGCGUAUAGAGGAGAGUUUGCCGCUAGCAUACAAAACUCGGGAGCAGAAAGCAGUGAACAACAAUUUCCCAUUUUCUUCUCAUGACAACAGGCACUGUCUACAGAAUGUUGGAGAGUACUUUGAUUCCGGUAUGGGCAGAAAGAAACCGCCACCAGAGAGACGGCAGCAGAACUCGCAUAACUUCUUCCUAUGGGCUCAUGAAUCAGUUCCCAGCAGGGAGGAUGGCUUAACCGUUUAUCAGACAUCAUUUGUGAGAGGACAAAGUAUUGAGCAGCCAUUUGGUAGGCGGUAUCCAAAACACCACUCAGAAAAAUGGUGCACUGGCAAACCUGUUCCUGGGAACGAAGAAAACCUGCAGCCAAAGAAGUCGUCUUAAUCAUAGAAACACCUUUGUAGCACUGACUUAUAUCAUCAGAGCCUUUUCUCGAGAUCAGAACUACUCGUUACUCAAAUGGAUGGUGAAAUAAACGCUUGUGUAAAGUGAAUGUGGUGGUGCAGUCGAGAGUUCAUUGAAAUCGGAAUCGUAUGUUCUGAAGACAUACAUUACUUUAAAAACUUUAAUGAAGAAGAGCAUUAUAAGAAAAAGCAUGAUUCUGUGUACUUUUAGAAAUACAUCUGUUAGGAGGACAGAGGUAGAGAUUAUACUCGUGUUGUUCAGUACUGGUUGACCCUCAUCUUGAUACAGAAGCUCCUUCACCUCCAGAAUGAGCAGUGUGGCUGUACCUCCCACAGCCAACAGCAUC